Dentiscutata heterogama is the source of this 322-nucleotide messenger RNA. The record is from the annotation of a GenBank genome assembly. NCBI's taxonomy places the organism in Eukaryota, Fungi, Glomeromycota, Glomeromycetes, Diversisporales, Gigasporaceae.
AUGUGCCAUUUCCACCUUGCGCAAAGUGUCUACCGUAGAAUUCAAGUGUUUGGGCUUGCUACACACUAUGGAACAGAUAAAGAUUUUAGUAUUUUAAUGAGGCAUAUUCCUGCCCUCGCAUUUUUGCCACAUAGUGAAAUACCUGCCAUGUUCGAUGAAUUAAAGAACUUAGAAUGCGGUGAAGAGUUGGUACCAGAAAUGGGAGACGUUGGUGAGUUUGUGCCAAGGCCACCAUUGAGAAGGCAGGCUAUAGAGCAUGAACUACAUAUACAGUCAGUGUAUAAUGAUCAUAAUCAUUGGUCUUUUAUGGAAUACCUUCGUG